CCUUCUUCUGUUAUCCUCAGGUUCCCAAGAAUUUGGCAUGGUGGAGGUCCUGAUUCUGUCCCAGCUGUGACAACACAGGAGGUUUGGGGUAUUUUUAAUGAUUAAUUUCCUGCUUUAGGGUGUGCCUCUGUGAGCAGCUCUCUGCAGACGGGGAAAGGAGAUGAAGAUCAACAAAGCAGAUACUGCUCAUGGUUGUACUCCCCUUUACAAAGAUGCUAAGGUUGCAGCUUUCCAGGAGAGGAUCUUCAUCUACAGCAUUUUAUCACCUUGAGGUGUCCCACCGACUGUCCCGUCAGAGCCCAAGGCCCAUACAGCAUUCAAAAGCAGCAUAUCUCAGCAGCUCUUUUCAAGAAAUUGUAGUAUUUAAUGUUCACUGAGUCCAGUGGAAAUGAUAGCACUGAUGGGAAGGGGAAUAACGAGGAUUGUUGUGUACAGCUGAACAUCGCAGACAAAAGGUUAGCAGGCUUAUCGAAUUAAGGAGUGUGUCAUCAAGAGUUCCUGGUGAAGCUCUUCUGGCCGCAGAGGUGGAAGAUGAGACCUGAGCCCAGGAUCCAUCUCAUAUUUCACACUGCUGAGAUUUGUACAACUGCUCGAGACAUCUGGAUGCCUGGCUUUGAAGCUUGCAUGAUCCUCGUAGAUAUAGAGGUAUAUGUUUGGCUCAUUCUGUUUAACUUGUGGCUCAGAAACUGUCGGUUUAUGCUACCUGCCUUCUUCAGCCUGACAAGUUCAAUUUCUGCAAAACAUGUUAACGUGGAUCAAAGCAAACCUCUUGUGGGCAGAGAUCCCUGUGGGAGAGUUCUCCCUGGAGAGAAAGCAUCUGCACUCGUAGAAGCCUGGCAGAUGGGGCAGCAUCUCCUACACUGGCUUUCCCUCUAGGGAAGGGUAUGCACAGGAAGGACUCAGUGGAGCAAGGCCCAAGUACUUGACUGUCUGCUGAUAAAAGUUCCCGAGAGUCCUUCUUGUGGAGGUGGAAGGAGGAGCCAGCUUUCUGCAGACCUAAGUUGGUUUGGGGUGGAAUGGCUGAAAUCAACCAUUUUUCUAACUGCUGCCUUUUUCUGCUGAAUCCUUACAGAACUUAGUACACAGAAUAGAGCAUUAGAAGUUUUUGAAGUCUCACUCUGUAAAGACAAGCUAAGAACUGCAGGUGAGUACCAUGAAACUGUAGCUGAGAAUACCUACUGUAAGUAAUGCAAAGCAGAAGAAAAGUGAACAUCACUUGGCCUGCAGCUUACUGGUUACAAUGACAAGAUGCAGAAUGGUUUUCUCCUUCUGAAACUCCACAUAGGGGAAGUAAGGUGGGCAAAAUUAACAGUACCCCAUAACUUGCUCCUACUGAAUGCUAGGAUGAGUCUGUACUGCUUGUAAACCUUCAAACUUGCUAGUCAAUCUAGCCACCAAUUUGAUAAGGUUAAUUGAAAGUUUACAAAACAAAGGAUUCUUCUGUAAAAAGCUGAUGAAUUCAAGACUGCUGCUACUGUCUGAUACUUGAAACUGUACCAUGAAAUAAGCAAAGGGCUUUGAAUUGACGCUUUAAAAAAAUCUACAGUAUGUAACAUAAAAGAUAUGCUAAAACCUCCUUAAAACUACAAAGAAAUCAUGCUAUAGCAGCUCUAAGAAACAAAACAGGAGAGAAGAAGAAUUAAUGCAUUAGCUAAGGUCUUAUUUAGUUUGCUGUAGGAAUGUCUGUAAAACCUAUUGCUCUGUUGUUCUAAUGAUGUAGGCUAAGACACAGGAGAUAAGAAAAGCCAAGGCACUGAAAGCUGUUGCAAAACUAGGUCACUGUUAAAUUAAACAUUUUAUGAAAAAUAGAACCUACCUGGAGCAACUCUGAAAACCUCUUUGCCUUUUUCAUGCACUCGGCUACAGAGGGGCACUUACACCACCUCACUGCGUCCAUGGGGAAAAGCCCCAGCUUAGGCAGGUCUCGGCACCUACACCCGAGCCAGCAGCUCCAUUUUUUCUUGUAAUUAAUGCUUAUUGAAUCUUUUUGAAGGAAGUGCCACAGGGUAGUUAUUGGAUCAACAGUCCUGUGAAGGGAAAGCACUGACCCAGCCUCGGAGCACCGCAGGCGCAACGGUGAGCAGGACAGCUGGCACCGGUCUUGUGAGCACCAGUGGGUAUCGCUCUGGUGUCACAGCCACUGCAUGCAGUGCUGGAAACUUGCACCUUCCAAAGCCGGGAUAAAAUGACCCUUUUACAGUAGUCUGUAUGAGAGAUCUUUAGGAGAGUAUAACCAGGUGUGUGGGAACCUUUCUACUGCUGCAGUCAUCAGCAGAAGAUGAAUAAUUUUAUAAAAGGUGUCGUUUGGACUUUUUUUUUUUCUUCAGAAUUUUUCACUUGAACAGUUGCAACUGUUCCAGGUACCAAUCAUUUCCAGAGAGCCAGUGUGCGAGGCACACCACAGCCACAACAUAGUGGGACAUCCCUGCUUUUGGUGCCAAUCAGCAGGCUCAUUGCAUGUAAGCCUGGUUUUGAUAACAUCCAAAUGAAGUAACUCUUCAGGAUCUUAGGAAAGGGGAGAAACAUGAACACUACGCAGGGGCUUUUAAGACAGGGUAGAUACGUUGGUAAAGUUGCGUUUCCUCUGUGGAGCUGACAGCCUUACCACAUUAUACUGCAAAAAUCAGUCCGACUUGUGGAAACUAAACCUUGGCAACUCAGAAGCUCUUGAGGCUGAGGCUGGUGCACACUGCUGCUGUGAAGGGCCUGGGAGCAGUGCUUCCCAGCAUCUGUCCGUGGGGUUUUCACAGACAUUAGGGUCGUUUCGGGGUGAGUUCUUUCUGGAGGAAAAGGAAAGGAAUAAAAAUCUUAUCCUAUCUGCUGGAGAAGCUGGUGGAGCAUAUCCGUAAGAAGCGUGCAAGCUACUUUGCGCAGCUAAUUAAUGCAUGGAAACUCAUUCUAGCCAACAGCAAUGGCUUUUGCCCAUGUGACAGAUCUGCUUAAAAGAGCUGUGCAACUCAGAGUGAUUUUGUUUAAGGCGUUGUGAGUGAUAAUGGUGUGCAGGGUCCCUUUGUGGCCCCGGGCUUCUGCAGGGAAAUCGUGAGCAUUCGAGGACCAUGACCCAGCCAGAUAAGGCUUUCCUGCUUACAGAUGGAAGAAUUUUACCUAACAGCUUGAUCGUGCAGUAAUAAACACAUAAAUAGAGCACGGGACAAGCAGAACGCAGAAUCAUACUCCGCAUGGCGAUGAAGUGUACCCGAUGAAAACAGCAAGAAAAAAAUAAAUGAAAAGGAAGACAGAGGCUUGCAAUCCGGAGUAAAGACCAUGCUGAAGGAAUGCCAUGCGGAAUGCAGGGACCACGUACGAGGCAGUGACUGAAUUUCACCGAGGGUUUGGGCAUCUGCAAGCGGGACCCCGCACGACCGAGGGCGCAGAGUUUCUCUGGGAGGCUCCUGAGGCCCUCAGCCGACCCCAGGCAGAGCCGCGGAUCCCCCCGGCACCCGGAGCGUCUCCGCGGGCAUUAACCGCGGUGGCAGACGCGCAGGAGUAGCUCGCAGGACCGGCGGCGAGCCUCAAGUGUUUCUCCGAGGAAAACGCGGAUUUUCCUAAAGAUAACGGUGCGUGGCGGCUCCUGCGGCGUGCACCGACCCAAGCGGUGCUCGACGGACCCUGCUGCUCGCCGCACCGCACAGCCUGCUCGCCCCGCUGCUCGCCCCGCUGGACACAGCCCUCACCAGGGCCAGGACGGCCUGCCCCAGUGACGAGAGGCAAACAUGGCCCAAGCACCUGCUGACCCUGGCAGCGCGGAAGCUGCGGACCCUGAGGAGAGCUCCCCGAACAUGAUCGUCUACAGAAAGAUUGAAGACAUCAUCACAAGAAUGCAGGAUGACAAAACAGGUGGAGUUCCCAUCCGAACUGUCAAGAGCUUUCUGUCUAAAAUCCCCAGUGUUGUCACCGGUGCUGAUAUUGUACAGUGGCUUAUGAAGAACCUCAGCAUUGAGGAUCCAGGGGAAGCAAUACACUUGGGAAGUCUUAUUGCUGCACAGGGUUACGUCUUUCCAAUCUCAGACCAUGUCCUUACCUUGAAAGAUGAUGGGACAUUCUAUCGUUUUCAGGCACCGUACUUUUGGCCUUCAAACUGCUGGGAACCAGAAAACACAGAUUAUGCCAUCUAUCUUUGCAAACGGACCAUGCAGAACAAAGCCAGGCUGGAGCUGGCGGAUUAUGAAGCCGAAAACUUAGCGAGACUUCAGAGAGCAUUUGCAAGGAAGUGGGAAUUCAUCUUCAUGCAAGCUGAGGCCCAAGUGAAAAUCGACAGGAAAAAGGAUAAAACAGAAAGGAAAAUUUUGGACAGCCAGGAGAGAGCAUUCUGGGAUGUGCACAGGCCUGUGCCAGGUUGUGUAAACACCACAGAAAUGGACAUUAGAAAGUGUCGUCGUAUGAAAAACCCACAGAAGGUUAAAAAGUCAGUGUAUGGGGUUACAGAGGAGUCUCAGCCCCAAAGCCCCGUACACAUGCCCUCCCAACCUGUACGCAAAACUACGAAAGAGGAUUUCCGGAAACAGAUAACUUUUCUGAAUCUGCAGAUAGACAGGCAUUGUUUAAAGAUGUCCAAAGUAGCAGAAAGUUUAAUAGCCUACACAGAGCAGUAUGUGGAAUAUGACCCCUUUAUAACUCCUGCUGAGCCUUCCAAUCCCUGGAUAAGUGAUGAUGCAGCCUUGUGGGACAUUGAAAUGAGCAAAGAACCUAGUCAGCAGCGUGUGAAAAGAUGGGGUUUCUCCAUGGAUGAGGUGCUGAAGGACCCAGUAGGACGAGACCAGUUCCUUCGCUUCCUGGAAUCAGAAUUCAGCUCAGAAAACCUCAGGUUUUGGUUGGCUGUCCAAGAUCUCAAAAAACAACCUCUACAGGAUGUGACCACCAGAGUGGAGGAAAUCUGGCAAGAGUUCCUAGCUCCUGGGGCCCAGAGUGCUAUCAACCUGGAUUCCCACAGCUAUGAGAAAACAAGCCAAAAUGUCAAAGACCCAGGGAGAUACACAUAUGAAGACGCACAGGAGCACAUUUACAAGCUGAUGAAGAGUGACAGCUACGCGCGCUUCCUCCGUUCAAAUGCUUACCAGGACUUAUUGCUGGCAAAGAAGAAGCCAGAGAAUGAGCAAGGUCGUAGAACUUCUCUAGAAAAGUUCACUCGCAGCGUGGGAAAGUCUCUGGCGAGCAAGCGCCUGACGGGCCUGAUGCAGUCCUCCUGACAGCUGCCGACAGCCGCCCUGCCAGAGCCGCAGCGUUUCGGGGAGAGCAGGGUGCUGCGGGGGAGAGCGCGAGCAGGAGCAGGGAGCAACUCGCCGGGGGAGAGCCCGCUCGUCACCGUUUACAUCGGCACUUUCUUACCUGUACAGCCUUGCAAGGACACUGAGCUCGGCAUGGGUACUUGGGGGCCUUCUUGGUUCUGGGGGAGCACACACCGCUGCACACAGGAGGCAACAAGACAAGCGCACAGUGUCUUAUUAUAUAAGGAAACAGACCCAGCUGCAGCUUGGAGGAAGAAGAGCUGAGAGAGAUCGCUGUUUUUCCUUCACCUCUUCUCUCCCUGGCACAGACAUGGCUGUAAUACGUGCCACCGCAAUCCCAUUUGCUCCCUUUCUUGUGGCCAUCUGGAUCCAGUAAAAUAUCUGCUGGAAGCUCCUUCUCCUUUCCACGAAGUAUCAGAUGCAUUUCUCCUGCAGAUUCAUUGACUUAAGCUUUGUUUUUUCUUUUCUAUGUCUCUCCUCCUUUAAAAUAACAAGAAAGAAAGGCACUACUCAAGUUCGUCACUUGCUGUCCUUCCAAUGGCAUGUAGCAUGUCCAAAGACGAUGGCCAGAUCCUCAGCUGAAGGCAGGAGAGCAUGAGUGGCUUUCACCACCUGAGGAUCUGCCCUACUGCGUCAGACUGAUUUUGGUGCAAAUCCUCUGACAUCGGCAGGAUAGCUCUGCAUGUACAUUUAGUGCAAGUGUGAUCAGACUCUGCCUGAUGUUCAGAGUCAUGUUUUAGAUGUAUAAUGCUCUUAUGCACAAACACACAAACACACACAUGCGGUAUUUAAAAGUGAGUUGUUUUAUAUUGUAUUUGGUUUUCUAUUUAUUUAAGGUUUUGCAUACUUAUUCAAUGAUGGAUGUUCAAGUUUUACUGCAAGUACAUAGAGUUGAACCACUUAGAGGAAAAUCCAGCUCUAAUUAGAACCAAAAUCUGUUCAUGCUUAUACAGGGAAAGGUAACUCUGCUGUGGGCAGGUGUAAUCGAGAGCGAAAUUCAGUCCACAGCAAGGAGAGAACUGAUGGAGACGGGCUUGGCAGAAGCAGCUUGUGACUGGGCAGGCGCUGGGUGCCAGCUAACCCUCCUGAGCAGCAGCAGCACCCCCAGCCGAGCUGCCACCCUCAGGUAACUGACCCAGCUGAGCAGCACCGCUGUAAGAGCAAACUCACACCGCUCGAGGAAAUGAGCUCCCAUCUGAGGUAGAGCCCAUGAAUACAACUGCAAGAGGUGACCCAAUAGCUUGUGUCAAAACAUUGGGAUUUUGGAGGUCAGGAUAAGCACAGAACUGAAGUGACUUGUUUAAUGCUAAAAUCCACAUUAUACUAGCUGCAGAUAUGGAAAAUGGACUGCAUUCAUAUACAGUAUAUUGCCUAUAUACAAAAUUUUCAAGACUCAGUUGACUUAGUGCCACAAAACCUCCUAUAUUUUACAAGCCGUUCAGAUCUGAAGUGUAUGUGAAAAUAGACACUUGGUCUUCUUCACUCAUGCCAAGCCAAGCUGGCUUUUUGUGCAGGUGGUAGAAAUUGCUAUAUGGCUACAAGUCUGCAUUCCUAUCUAGGCAAAAUUAUCUAUCUCGCUAAGUAGACAGCUGGCUACCAACAAUAUCCACUUCUGAGGCAAGUAUUAUCCUAACAUUCAAGGCCUAUGUAUGCACAAAAUCAGGCCAGCAUAGUUUCUGUCAGUAAAAGGACUUUCCCUCUUUACCCAUGAAAUUUCUCAUUUUGAUACCUCAAUUAUUUUUCCCAGACAGCUCCUGUUAACAAUUUUACCUAAGGUCCAUAGGACUCUCUACACCUGCAUGACUAUAAAGUAGAGUACUGAGUAUGAUAUUUGUUUCUUACACUCCCUAAUUCCCAUAAUCAGCCUGUUCUCUGAUGUCUUCAGGCCUAAUUCAUCGGCAAACAAGCGAGCUUCAGGACUGCAGAACCAUCGUGGAUGUGCCUGUACAUUCAGGUGGUGUCCUGCCUCUGAAGGGGACAUUUGGUCCCCUCCAAAUGGUCACUCAGCUGUCCUGACAGGACCUGUUUGUUCUCUGUUGACCACCCAGCCACAGGUUCCCCUCUGGCAAUAGCAGGGCUUUGUGCAACAGGCCCUGUUGUCAAUCCAAGCACAUUCAUGCAUGCCCCCUUUUGUCAUCCCGAAGAACAGUCAAAGGCUGGCUCUUCUCAGAGCCCGCUGAUCAUAGCGCUAUCAGUGCUAAGCCCACCGUUGCCACACAUUGCUGGAGGUCUGUAGGCCAACGACUGCUCACAUCCCAAGCAACUCUGGGCCAAGGCACUCCCCUAGUUCCUCUCAUGGGAGGUCUGUCUUGUGAACCCCCAAGCAGUCCGCAGAGCAAUCCUAAGCAGGAUGUACACAUAAAGCACGAAACUGGUGCACAGCGAGGAGCAGCGCUGGGGAGCAGAGGGUCACCUGCACACAGGCAGGGCUGAGGGCUGCCGGCCCCAUUGUGCUGUGCAAGCUGCAUAUGGCAGCGGGACAGAUGGGAGCAGGGUCCCAGCCCAUGCAGGGAGCAGCAGCACCAGGCUUUGACCCAGAGACGUGCUGCUGCCCUGCAAGCAAAGUACCCAGCUCCUUUCCCUUCUCCGCUCCUGCAGGACAGUUGUGUCAGCUGCCGCAGUGUUUUGCCCGCAGGGAACAGGCUGUGUUUGAACAGUUGAGAGCAUGGAGGGAGCUUCUAGGGCAGAGAGAGCAUGCAUAUGGGCGUACGUCAGGGGGCCUGGCUGCUGAACAGCUUGACAUCUAAAUGCACACUCGUGUAAGCUAAUCUGCUCUGCAAUGGCGAGCCGAGCGGACAGAGCUCAAUAUGCUCUGGAGACAGGAAAGCUUCCCUCCUUGUUUCCUGACCAAAUUUCUCUAAAACAAACAUCACGAGAGUAGACAAGGCCUCCUCAUGGGAGCACAUAUGAACUGCUCUUCACCUGUCUUUUACUUCACAUAUGACAAUACUAACAUAUAAUGACUUCCACAUGAACUGCAUCCUUGAAUUACUGCUUUUUAAUGACAUUGCUUAUUGCAAGUGAUGCUUUUCUUGCACACUCACUAGUACCCCCACUGAGUGCUGCAAGCAGUAACCUGCUGCUUUAUAAGCAUCCCAUGUCUUCCAACUACCUCAUCACCCAGAAGAUGAGUUAGGAAAUCAGCUUUCCACCUCUAUUUGUGUUCUAAAUGGCAUUGUUUCAAGGAAAGGCAGAACUGGAAAGCUUUUACAAUCUUCAUGCUGUGAAAGCUAGCCACCAGGCGUCCCAUGCUUGCAGGGCUAUGGCUGUGAAAUAUGGCUGAGCACUGCUAUUUGGAUAAUAGAGUAUCCAGAGCAUUCAUAGCUACUGUGGUGGAUCAGCACCGGGACGAGCACAAGGAAGGUUCGACAAGUCAGUGCAGCACGAGGCUAAGGCAAAUGGAUUAAUAUACUCUCAGUAGAACUCAGUGCUAAGAUCCCAUAGAGUACUGUAAUAAAAUGGUAGCAGGGCAGCCAUAAAAAGUCACAGUAAGCUGACAUAAUACCAGGAUAAAUGUAGCAAUAAGGUAACACAGGCCACUGCAGUGAAGUAGCAUUUUGAUAAUGCAGCAAUAAGACAACAGGGCGCUGCAGUAAAUUAGUUUGGGGAAUAAGGCUGUAGUAUCAGCGUGUGUGGACAAACUGUGGUACAUCUGUACCAGGUACUGCAGCAAUAAAGAUAACACGAGGUGUUCUAGUAAUAAGUUACUACAGUAACAGCAACAUGAUGCACUGUACAGCUCUAUCAGGAUGCUUCCAUGCUGCAGUCAAAUCCUACAAGACAUGGUAGAAAGACAAUGAAGGCAAAAUGUGCCCCGUUUUGGACCACAAAUAAUGGGUCUGUUUUCUGCAGAGUAACCAAAAUCCUGGAACGAUCUUGGCAAUACUGAUCCUAUCAGUCCCUGCUUUCAAGGAAGCUGAGGCAAGAAAGUUCCCCCAUCCAGUCUAUCAUUUUGGUCUGAAAAUACAAAACCAACUCAUUGUCUCUUUAGCCAAAUUGUCACAGACGGUGGCGAAGUUCUUCAGUUGGUCCUUAGGUGACACCCCCAGCAAUUUCAGUAGGUCCUUUGCCUUGGGAAGGAUUUGGCUCUGUCAUCUUCUGGCAUGGGUGGUGCUUUCAGCCUACGACUCUUUCUGUUUUGGGGCAGGGGAAGGGGAACCCAGGUACAGGACAUCCAACUGUACUGGCCUGUUUCCUGAAAUGCACAAAUAAAUUGAGCAUCCUGGAAAAGUCAAAGCAAUGAAGCCCAAAUCUGUUCUGUCUGUCAUGCACACACGCGCACGUGAAUAAUCCUGCUGGAAUCAGUGUGAGUCCCGUAUGCACCCGUGGGACCUGUUCUCCGUGUGUCUCCAGCUGGGUGACUGAGGCAGGUUUUAUUUCUUAUCGCCUUUCCUGCUUUUCCCUUUUUUUUUUUUUAAGCAUCAUCUCUCUGUGAAAUGUAAUUAGAAAAAAUCAGUCUGCCGUAAGACAACAUGUAGCACAGUGGGCAAAGAGCAGGUGUGUCCAUGUGCUGUCUUUGUAUCCUUCAGAAAAGGGUAAAGCGUGCUGGAAAAAAAGCAGCAACCACUGCUAUGCUCAAUAAUAAUCAGGCAUAAGGUUUGAGCCAAAGCAUCUAUGUCAAACAGUGAAGCCUGACUGGAGUGUGUGUGCUAGAUAACAAGCUGGUCUCCUGGGGAGGGGAUGUAAAUAGGGCACCACUGCAAAUUAUGAAUAGUGGGAGCAGCUCACAGCUGGCUCUGGCUCCUUCAGCCGGUCCCAACAGAUACAGAUUUUGUGGCACAUCUUUCCAAACCCUCACACAACAGCUUUGCUGUCCCUUGAUAGGGCUUCCUCUGUCUAGAGCUGACGGAGCUCAGUUCAGAUUUUGAGCGGUGCUCUGAUAUGCCUUGCCUUGGCUUUUUCCUCCAACUCCUUGGCUUGCUCUUAUUGUGGUUUAAUGAUUAAGUAGGAUUAUUAAAGUAGAGCUCACAGUAGGGUAAGAUAGGCUGGGUUAUCAUGAUUUCAUAGCUUAAGCUGUGAGCAAUUUUGCAGCUUCUCAGCACUGUUUAUAACCUGAGAUUGAGAACAAGUGAGGCAGCUGCACAGCAGAACAGCGAGCUGUCGAACAAUACACUAUCUUCAUGCCCAUAUGUACUUUGAACUUACUGGUGAGGAGAAAUGCUUUGUAGUGAGAAAAGUAAUCUCACGGCAGGAGAGAGUCAGACCUGAUCAACUUUUUCAUGUGAUAGAGAUUUUGCUUUGCCAGCCCCUAACAUCUGCAAAGCUCACCACUAAGAGCCAGCAACCUUCUAAUCCUGCUGCUAAGCAUUUGAAAACAAGCUUUUGAAAAGGCUGCCUCAGACAGCAGUGCUAUUACUCACAGACUUUUAACGUGAAUUUAUGGCUAUUGCCACAAAUGUCAGCGUGGCUGCCCUCUCUCAUUUGCAGUAGGAAGCCGCGAAUUCACCCUGCAUGGAGGGAGGAAGUUGGUGGGCAGAAUCUAGGGAACAACUUGCAGGCUCGGGGCUCAAAUGUGUUGCAGGCAAAGGAGUCUAAUGCUGUUGGAGAUGGUCAGAUGUGCCCAAGCCAUCCACACAAGAUUGACAGCAAUGUCAUUGGAUUUGCCAGUGCAUCCUGUCUGGAGGCCCAGAGAGAUACCCUGGAACUACUCAUGUGACAGAAAAUAACUCUCUGUGGGCAAUAGCAUUGACCCCUGACCAUUGCUACCUAUCAGAGACAUGACACUGAACUUCCAUCUCUUGUCUUUGGGGACUUAAACCAUGCUGUCCUUUCCCUAAACAGUGGGAGGCAGAGACCUGGCCUGCUCCUUCCACGGCUGCACUAGGAAAUCCUUGGCUGGGCUGGGACAUCAGGAGUGAUCGGUCCCUUUUGGAUCCUUGUCAAGAUGUCUCACAUCCGUCUGCAUGCGGGCUGUUCCUGCAUGCCGCAUAGCUUCACAGCCCCGUGCUGCUGGGGUCUGAUUCUUGUCAUACUCAGUGUCAGCCUUACGCCACGUGGGUUAAGGCACAGCAGAUAAAAAAAUUCAAACGAUGCUUUACAUGGCACAUCAUUUCCCCUAAAAGCAUUUGGGAUUCUGAAAUGCCCGACUAUGAGGUCAUUUGGGGCCAAACACGAAGAAACGAGGUACUGUGGGACAUUUCUCUACAAGGAAAGAUCUCUGAAGGGCCCCUGACCCACGUGCUGUGUGUGACUGAAGGCAUCUGGGCCUGGACACUAGGUUCAGGCCACAGGGCCUUGCCCAGCACAGCAGGCUCGCUGGCGCCAGGCCCCCGGGGGCUGUCCCAUGGGGUGGUGGGGACGAGGCCUGCUGCAGGACGAGCACGAGGGUGCAGGAAGGUGAGCUCCCAGAGGGCAGACGGGCUCUGUGGGUCCCUGCUACAGGCGAAACAGCCCAGGCUGGGGAGGUGGGAAAACACGUCCCCUUGCAUGACCUCCCAGCACAGUGGGGACGUGUCACUGCCACCGAGUAUUUUUGGCCUUACGCAGGCAUGGCAGCCGCUCAGGAUUUAGACUUUGGACACUUCUGGGCAGGGCGGGCAGCCAGCUGGCCGGUGCGGGGCCGCAGCUGCGCCCACGGCGGGGAGCGAGCAGGAGCCUGCGGUGCUGCUGCCACUGUGCUGCUUAGGGCACUGUCGGGCUGUUUAACCCUUCCUGAGCCACCCCCCAGCACCUGUGGUGAUUGCUUCAACCCCUGUGGCUCCCAGCUGCCUUUUUGCCUCUCCACUCCUGUUUUCUCUGGCCCUCUCUUAGGCUUGUCUGUGCGGCUCCUAAAGGCGCUGCCAGAUUGAGCUUUCCCCACUGGAGCUGGCUGAGCUCUGUACCUGCUCUGCAAUUAAAAAAACAGGUGGAGGGUGAUGCAUACGUGGGCUUGGACUCACCCCUUCUUCAUCCCAGUCUCAAAGCCACAGGGCGGCCUGGCCUGUCAGCAGGACAGGCAUGUCCUGAGCAUGGGUACUGCGAACACCUUGGCAAAGCCUGCUGCCUGCCUCCAGGACUGCCCUUCUGCCACCUCUGGGACAUUUCUGUGGCUGCACAUUUGUGCAGCCAGCAGCAGUCGAUGGCUGAUACCAGAUGUUACAUCCCCCAUGCUGGGGCAUAGACAGGUUUUGGGCAUGUGCUGGCUAAUUCAAGCUAACUAGAGCUUUCUGCAGCCUAGGAAAAACUUGCCUUGCCCAUACAAAAAUGCCCCUCAGCCAGCCCUGCUCAUACACAGGCACAGAUAACACAUGGAGGAAACAAACAAACAAACAAAAAAACUCUUUGUUCAGCAUGACAGAUCAUCUGCUGUGGGCCAGCUGCAAACUGCAGGCCCUUUCCUGUGGCCAAACUCCUGAGCUUCUGCAGGGCUCUUCCCCUGAGCUACCCGGCCUCAAACGCCUGUCCUCCGUGACGACACACCACUGGACACUGAGCCACUCUGCUGUGAUGCUGAAGUUCCCUGCUGUGCCUUGCCUCCCACCCUGCAACACAGCACUCACAGCCAACACUGUGCAGAGCUUAGCAGCCCUCUGCAGUCCUUUACUUGAGAGAACAGCCCAGGGGGAGCUUCGUGGAGAGCAGCCCAGCAAACCACAGGCUUCUGAGCAUGGACGUGACAGGACGAGCAGCACCAGAGCUACCUGCACCAAAUUGAAAAUGACAUUGGUUAUGUGGGCUUUCUCUCUCUCACCCUCGGUGUUAUGAAUGCAGCAGUAAUUUCGCUUCGCUGUAGUAGUGGUGUGGAAGUGACCUUUUGAUUCAUCUGCCAGCAAUUUGAGGUCUCAUAUGGGUCACAGAAAUGAUGUGCCCUGGCUGCAGGUGAAGGGAGCCGGACCAGCAUCCUCCUGCUGGCUUCCUGCUGCCCAGCUUACCCUUCCCUCCCCGACUUUCUCUUCUAACCAAGCCAUCGGUUCCCAGAAAACAGCCGUGUUACUAUAUUAAGUUGAGCCUGCCCUUGGUGUUUCUUUGUUUCUGGGGAGUCUUAAGCAAAUCAAGUGGCAGAGCAUAUGCAGAGCACCACAGGCUCCAUGUCAGAUGACAGGACAGUCCAAAAGGGAAGAGAGGGCAAGAGAGAAAGCUCUGUGUUUGCAUUCAUUUGUGACAUGAUGGAUUUCCCCUUCCUGGAAGCAGCCCUGGCAUAAAUAAAACCAGUAAAGGCUUUUGUGUAAGAACUCCCUUCACUACCAAUAGUCAUGGAGUCAUAGAUAAUAAAAGACCUGGCAGCUAAUCUUGCAUUGCUCUGUGUAAUCAGCAGGAUUUUCUCUACUGAAUAUUCACCGAGGUUGCUUUAUGUACCGUGCCUCUGAAAUCUCCAGGGAUGGGACCUCAAAAGAUGCCCUCAAGAACACAUUUUCCUUACUUGAAAAAUUCUUACUACAAGGAUAAAACCCAAACCUCUGAUCUAAAACAUAAAAAGCCAUCUCUGAGUGAGUUUAAAAACAGUGAGAGCCAUCUGUAGGCCACAAAUAGCAAAGGUGUUCAGUACUGUAGAUCUUUUUCCCCGAGUAGUUCCCGUAAUGUAUUUUUUGCACUGUCUUGAGCCUAUUUUUCCUCCACCACCAUCCACUCCCACCCUGCAUCACAACACGGUGCAGAUAUUUGUGGACUGUCAGGGUAGGUACUUGUGGGCUAUUGUCGUUUCAGUCUUUUCCGCACCUCAGAUUAUAGAUCCGAGUAGAGCUCUUUUCAUAUGCCAGUUUCUCAAAGAUUGCUAUCAACUUUGCUGCCCUUCUCUUUGUUGAAAAGAUCAGUAAAGAAAAACAUAACAAUGUGGGACACAAGGGCUGUGCUAAUCCAUACGGCACAGUUACCCCAUCAUUUCUGCAAGCGAGGUAGCACCCUACCAUUGUGCUUGUUCCCCAUGGCAAACUGCAUCCAUGUGUCACACGUUGUGGUGUAACACAUUUUGCUAAAUCUAUGGAUUGCCAUCUUUGACCACUUUGCCUACCUCCAUCCUAUACUGCCAUCUGUUCUGUGGCUUACCUCCCCCAGUCCACACUCUUCAGUACCUAUGGAGGGCUGCCAGGAAAAUGGUUCCUCCUUUUCUUGCCAAAUUUGGAAUUUCAGUUGCAAGUGUACCCUAGCAAGAGUGCCAAGGGAAGGCAGAGUCAAUGCCAAACCCAUUCCAGCUUUCCUGUUGGGCACAUUUUCAAUGCUGUCGCAUGAGAUGAAAAGGAGAGCAGAGUCCUGUCUGAAAGGGGCCGUGUCCAGUACUGCAAGAGGAAUCAGCAGUUGUGCCUGGACCAGGAAGAGCAGAUUGUCAAAGACCUCCAAACUGUAAUAUCUGUAGGCUCAGAAAAAUAAUUCUAUGUGACAUGCACGACACCCUCAAUACACUGUACACUUGUCCUCAUGGAAACUAAUGUACCUGGCUGCAGUGAGUGAAGGUCUUUCUGAAAUAGUCCCAAACAAAUGUGCUAAAGCCACGUAAAUUACUCCUGGAAUUGUUUUUCCACAGGACUGGCUUGCAUAAUGUACUCAGGGCUUCUUUGUUUGCAUGUGAUACAGCCAUCCUGCAGUCAUGUUAGAGAAAGCUUUAUACAACACCGUAUUGCCAUGCUUGGUCAACACAUGCAUAUGCACAAGCAGAUAUUUCCAAAGUUACUUCUAUGGGCAAGUUUCUUGUAAAAUAAGGCAAAUAUGUCAGGCAUUUUUUCCUGUAGUACCCCCUGCAGGUGCUCUUAUCCAGGUUCUCCACUCAGUGCUAUGCUAGCACAACUGCCAGGCAUGAGACAUUGCUGUCACCUGCUCCUGGUGACCCACCCCAGCUGAGCAUUUGGGUGGGAAAGCACUGGAAAUGAUCCACCUGUUCCCAUUGAAGACCCUGGGAGCACCUGGGCAGCAGGGUCUCCACUGACAAGGUGUACUGCAGAGGGAGCAGAACAGCAUCACCUCCUUACAGUACCAUUGUCCAUACCAGGCUUUUUACCACCACAAAAUGCCGAAGGCUUGGCAAUGCAAGCUGAGCAUGGGGUGGUGAGGUUACCACCACUGAAGGCAGCUUCCCCUGCCCCAACCAUGUCUGGAGGUCGUGCACAGGGUGUCUCACCUUGCACCUGGGCUGCUGUGAGGUUUUACAGGAGGCUUCAAAGCCUUGUGCAGGCCUGGCAGAGUGGCAAAGUCACUCCAACAGGAAGCAUUUCUAGCCGCGCCCCCCCCCCCCCCCCCCCCCCCCCCCCCCCCCACGGGGUAACCUGUGAAUGUAGAAGUGAAUUAAUUGUGACUGGCCAUUUUCAACAUCACACGCCAAAAAAGUGUCAAGGCCUGUGAUACCAGGCAGAAGUAGUGCCCAGUGUUAGAGAUGGAAAAUUAAUUUCUAUUAGCCCAUAAGCCUGUUGCUCCUGGGCAAAGAUGUCUUUGACAAAUUCCAUCUCUUCUUGUGUUAACAAGUUGCCUGCAAGUAGAUUGCAGUAUCUCCAAGAUUUAUUCACUAUUUGAGGAUACUUGCCAAAUAUUUACUUGCCAGAGAGUUUAUUCCUGGAGGAAUUCUUGAUCUGCAGCUCAUUUGCAAAGCAGUUACUACUGGCAUUGGAUAGUUGAAAUU
Cygnus olor (mute swan) is the source of this 15747-nucleotide messenger RNA. It is a transcript of the gene RGS6, whose product is annotated as regulator of G protein signaling 6. Gene Ontology annotation, molecular function: GTPase activator activity. The transcript is spliced from 22 exons. NCBI's taxonomy places the organism in Eukaryota, Metazoa, Chordata, Aves, Anseriformes, Anatidae. The record is from RefSeq and is a predicted model, not a curated record. Gene Ontology annotation, biological process: regulation of G protein-coupled receptor signaling pathway; intracellular signal transduction; G protein-coupled receptor signaling pathway. The coding region runs from base 3714 to 5186 and encodes 490 amino acids.